Messenger RNA from Neohortaea acidophila, 1020 nucleotides. RefSeq names its product R3H-associated N-terminal domain-containing protein. Gene Ontology annotation, molecular function: nucleic acid binding. The coding region runs from base 1 to 1020 and encodes 339 amino acids. NCBI's taxonomy places the organism in Eukaryota, Fungi, Ascomycota, Dothideomycetes, Mycosphaerellales, Teratosphaeriaceae. The transcript has 2 exons. The record is from RefSeq and is a predicted model, not a curated record.
AUGUCGUCCCGAGUCACUCCAACAUCUCACCUCGCAUCAGCAACAUCUCCCAUGGACCGCACGGAAGCAUGGACAGCAUCGCAGGCCGCCGAUCUGCUAGCCGCGACAUCCCUCACUCCACGUCCAAUGACCAAUCCCUUCCCCCUCGCCCGCGAAACCCAAGUCAAACUCGCCAUCCCGCUCGAUGAUGCCGAAGAUAAGCAGCAGUCAGCCGCGCGGCGGAAAGCAACGAACGACACGCACAAAGUCUACGGCGUGCGUACGCUCAUGCGCCGCGAUAGUCAGCGGCGGCGCGACGCGCUACUCCAAGGCAAAGAAGGCAGUCGCCGACGACGGAAAUGGGAGAACGACAACCUGCUGAACAACCCGCACGCGUCGCGGCCGGAAGACGUGGGCCCGGAGGACUGGCUCGUGAAGCCGACGUAUCCUGUCAAUCACGUGCCGUACUGCCUCGCGCCGCUGUGGGACGCGCAGUAUGCGCGCUUGAGCGAGAAGCGGAAGUCGAAGGUGGAGGAGGCGAAGAAGCCGGGGGAUGAGGAGGUGGCGAGGGCGGCGAAGGUGGAGCAGGAGUUGAGGGCGACGCUGAAGCGGGCGCGAGGGGCGAAGGGCUUGCUGCAGGAUUUGGAGAGGGAGGUGAGGGGCUUUGUUGCGCAGUGGGACGCAAAGCAGCGCGAGUUGGAGCAAGAGGGUUUGAUUGAUGCGGAUAGUGAGGAUGAGGAGAUCGUGUUUGUUGGAAGGAAUGGGGCCAUGAGUGAUGAGACGAGGAAGAACAAGCAAGACGAGAUGUUGGUGAAAGACAAGUUGAUCUUUCAGAGCCUGGUUGACGACCAUGGUGCUGCCUUUGGUCGCUACCUCGUGCAUUCCAUCGCCCAGUACUACGGCCUGAAGACAUGGUCUGUCACCGUCCCCGGUGAUCCAGCGAGGCGAGAAGCAUACGUCGGACUGAAAACAGAUCCGAUCACCAGACGACCGAGUUUGCCCAUGGUGCAGAUGCCCCGGCCGUUGUGGACGGUGGUAUGA